Messenger RNA from Hemicordylus capensis (graceful crag lizard), 1315 nucleotides. RefSeq names its product RAB2B, member RAS oncogene family (gene RAB2B). Gene Ontology annotation, cellular component: Golgi apparatus. Bases 168 to 836 code for a protein of 222 amino acids. Gene Ontology annotation, molecular function: GTP binding; GTPase activity. Lineage: Eukaryota; Metazoa; Chordata; Lepidosauria; Squamata; Cordylidae. The record is from RefSeq and is a predicted model, not a curated record. The transcript is spliced from 8 exons.
AGAGGGAUAGUGCCCCCUUCCUUUCUCCCCCGCCUCCCCGCGCGGGCGGCAGUUGUGAUUUCUCCUCGCACACGAGCCGCCCGAACCGUUGAGGCGGGGAGAGCAGAGUUGAGAGAGGCUAGAGCGCCGAGCGGAGCAGUAGAGCUCUGUUGUGAUAGAGCGGCCCCAUGCCGAACACAGAGGCCAUGGUGAAACUGGGCACGGACAUUUCCGGAUGUGACGUAAAACUGCCAGGUGUCGGGAAAUCAUGCCUCUUGCUACAGUUCACAGAUAAACGGUUCACAGCGAUCCAUGACUUGACAAUUGGUGUGGAGUUCGGGGCACGGAUGAUCAACAUUGACAACAACAAGAUCAAACUGCAGAUUUGGGACACGGCUGGGCAGGAAUCCUUCCGAUCCAUCACCCGCUCAUACUACAGGGGAGCAGCUGGGGCACUGCUGGUGUAUGACAUCACCAGACGUGAGACCUUUAAUCACCUGACCUCGUGGCUAGAAGAUGCCAGGCAGCACUCCAGCUCACACAUGGUGAUCAUGCUGAUCGGCAAUAAGAGUGACCUAGAGAACCGGCGGGCUGUAAUGAGGGAAGAAGGCGAGGCUUUUGCCCAGGAAUAUGGCUUGAUUUUCAUGGAGACCUCAGCUAAGACGGCAUCCAACGUGGAGGAGGCCUUCCUCUACACAGCUAAAGCCAUCUUUAGAAAGAUCCAAGAAGGCCAGUUUGAUCUUAGCAAUGAGGGAAAUGGCAUCAGGAUUGGCCCACAGCAGCCAUUGGGUAUAUACUCAGGUCCUGCCAUCAGUCAAGGUCCACAGGGCUCCGGAGACCGAUCGGGUUGCUGCUGAGUACCUCCGAAACCCAUCCAGGCAUGUGCGGAAGCUACACAGAGGGUGCCCCCCCUCUCUCUCCCCCCCCCACCCCAUUUGAUUUCAGGCACCACGCUGGGGAUGGGGAUCUUCUGGUCCUGCCCUCACCCCUGUUGCAACCUACCUCUGCCCUACAGGUGUGGAAUCGGGACCAUCGGGACCUAGAGUUGUUUCUUGGUGGGUGCUAUUAAGACCUCUUCCAAAAGCCUCCAAAACCAACAGUCUGUCCGACAGUCCAAACCUCCUGACCUUCCUUACAGGGGAGGGGUGCUUCCAGCUCCUCCUUAGCCUUAUUUUUAGCAGUUGCCUCUCCCACUGUUGGCGGUUCCCAUUUCCUGCAUUGGGUUCAUGGUACCUUGGGGUCAGCCGUCCAGGCUAUCCUUCACUCUACCUGACCUUGGAUGAUAAGCAAUGCUGCACUGUUAUUUUGUUUCGUAUUAAAUGUUUCCCAUGUUUGA